CUGCACAACAAGAAAGUUGCCAAGGCAUUCAGAUCGUACAUGUCAAGAUGGUGCCAAGUCAGGCAAUUCUCCUGUUGCUUCUGAUAUUUUCUGUGGAUAAAGCUGCCUCCCAGUGCCCAUACAGUUGUCAUCCCAACGACCCUGGACAAGGCUUAGUCUUUAUCUGUCACUGUCCAAAUGAACAUGGGGAGGAGGCUCCCUGCAGCUGGGUUGGACAUGGAGGGGCUGUAUACAGCUUCGGAAUAUGCCUUGAUGCCAUACCCACUGGCUUCUAUGAGGAAACCAGAGUGAUCUACAUCCAGCACCUGCGCUCUUCUCGUCUCCUGGAGCGGUCUUUCCCAAACAUCUCAAGCCUUCAGCACCUGCGGAUCCAAAGGUCUAACAUCUCCACAAUCCAGCCCGGGGCUUUCCGCGGUCUACCAUUGCUCCAGAGGAUCUAUCUUGACGACAACAGACUCACCAGUUUGGGCCCUGAUGCUUUUCUUGGACUUGAUGGACUCAAACAAUUGUGCCUGACCAAGAACAUGAUUUCUGCCAUAUCCAAGUUUGCCUUCUAUGGCCUCCCUGUCCUCACUACACUGCAAUUGCUGCAGAACCGCCUGACGUCUGUUCCCAUCAAUGCACUUCUUCAACCAAAAGCAUUGAUGAUGGCCGAUCUGGCACAAAAUGCCAUCACCACCAUAUACAGUGAUGUCCUGCACCUGACACAACACAAACACUUGAAACUCGUGAUGCAAGCAAACAAGCUGAAAUGCGACCAGGAUCUGAAAUGGUUCAUCUGCAAUCUACCGAUCCUGGACCAAAUCCAGGAUCGAUUCUUCCUGAGGUGUGCUUUCCCACAUAAUCUCGAAGGAACUCUCAUCAGCAGCAUGUCCAACAACCAGGUUGCCUGCCAGACCAAUCAACAAGGGGCUGGGUCCAAAACGCGCAACAUAAUGGCCAAUACAACAGUUGUUGCAAAAUCAUAUGGAUUCAUUGCAGGAUCCAAGCUGGAUGUAACAGGCCCUCAAACAGUCAACGCACAUUUGUACAACCACACCACUGAGGACCACACAAGUUUACCAUUCACAAAUGCCAUGAUCCCAGUCUCCCAGGACACCACUGUCACAGAGGGGUACUACGUCAUCAUCCUUGGGGGAGACCCAACCAAUAAAGGGGAUGGCACACAAAACAUGAGCAAUGCCCUUGUUGCUGUACUGCUGUUUUUGUUGGCAACAGUUGUUGCCUUCUUCGCCUACAAAAGCUGUCCUGGUAGAGGAUUAGACUGUCAUGACAUAUCAGAUGAUGAAGAAACAGAUAACCAUCAAGUUGAGCCAUACGCAGUAAUCUAUGCUGACAUGGCUGAACUAGAAGGAUCCAACUCAGCCACGGAGGUACAGCCCAGCCCUACAUGUGACCAGACAUCAGACAACAUUCAGCCAGAUGCAGUGGCUGGAGGCCCAGGACCACAGCUUCAGCCUCAUGCAGUGACCUGCAAUGACAAUGCCAGGCAUAGCAAGGAGAUUGGCUACAAGAUCGAGCCAUACGCAACAGGAUACCCUGGUGACCAUGACCUUCCAGAAGCUGCAGAAAUCCACAUCGAGGCAGAUUCUACGCCACUGGAAAACAGCGCUGACCAACAGGUUAGUAAUACAGGCAUCAAACAACCAGUCAUCCUCUCUGAAGAUUGUGACCAGUCAAUUGUAGAGGAUGCCAACAUACAGCUAGGAUGUGAGGACCAAGAAGUACGAGAUGGCAACCACUCCAGCAUCAGGACCACAGACCCAGUACCACAGCCUCAUCCUCAUCUAAUGACCGGCAGUGAUGACCAACAGGAGACAAUCAUCAAACAACCACUCAUCACAGAAUCAGAUGGACAGCCACAGCCAAAUGAUGAUGAACUACAGCCAACAUAUGAAAAUGAGUUCGAGGAAGCAGGAAAAUGCAACCAAUCCAUAAGAAAUAAAAGAGGUCCUAAUAACACAAAUGAGAUUCCAAGUGAAAAUGGGAUGCUGGACAGAAGUGGCUCACAGCACACUGGUUCAAAAGAGCGCAGCCUGUCUUGCGUCCUGUAUAACCCAGCUCAUGGACAGCCUGAGUGUAAGGACGACACAUCUAAUGUCCUGUACAACCCAAUUGAUGGAUAGCCUAGUACAUCAGUCAAAGUAAACCUUCAGUACAGCAGUGAAUGACAAAGACCCUAAGUAUAUACACUGUACUUUCCCAUGAGUUGCUGGGGAGGGAAACCCAGGGUCAAAUCUGGGUCACUGAGAGACAACUGUUAUAAGGUUUUGGAACUUGAAUUUACCUCUUACUAGACACAUAUUAACUGUUUGUGAAUAUGCAUCCCAUUCCAACUACAUUUAAAAUGAAGGUCCUUCAUAAAAACAAUAUAUAAUCAUCAUCAUUAUUAGUAUACCAUCUGAGAGUAUGAAAACACUCACUGACUCUUUGAACCAACUUUCCAACACAAGAAUUUGAUUCACCCCUGUUCAACUCAAGUCUUUGUCAAGGCAAAUUGAGCAUUAAAUCCACUGCUUCUGUGAUGUCAAUCUAUGUACAUAGAACACGUGACUCUGUGAGCAGUGGAUCAGAUGUUCCACUGCUCUUAUAUCUAGUACAUAACGAUGUAACAGAAGCAGUGACUCUGUGAGCAGUGACACGUUACACGUGAGCAGUGAAUCGAUGUAACAUUGGUCACUCUUUGACAAAGACUGGACUUGGACAGUUG
Molecule: messenger RNA, 2710 nt
Organism: Branchiostoma floridae (Florida lancelet)
Lineage: Eukaryota; Metazoa; Chordata; Leptocardii; Amphioxiformes; Branchiostomatidae
Exons: 2
Coding region: 48-2126 (692 amino acids)
Molecular function (GO): protein binding
Source: RefSeq, a predicted model, not a curated record